CGGCCCAUAUAUCCAUGCAUAACAUAACAGCCUACCGACGACCAUCAAAGCAAACAGUGAAACGCAAUGCGAUUUCAAUCCAUGGCGAGCUCUAUCCUCUAUCGAGAGACUUGCCCUAGUAUAAAAGGCAUUCUUCUCUUGGAUUCCGAAGGGAAGCGUGUAGCAGUCAAGUACUACUCCGACGAUUGGCCAACUAUUAGUGCAAAAUCAGCUUUUGAAAAGUCUGUGUUUACCAGAACUCAAAAGGCAAAUGCUCGGACGGAAGCGGAUAUUGCAAUGUUUGAUAACUAUAUCGUUGUCUAUAAGUUCGUCCAAGACCUCCACUUCUUUGUAAUUGGAGCUGAUGUUGAAAAUGAACUAUUCCUGGCCACAGUUCUCCAAGGAUUCAUUGAUGCAGUUUCCUUUCUCCUCAGGAGUAAUUUUGACAAAAUAGAGGCACUCGCGAAUUUAGAUCUUAUUCUUCUAUGCCUGGAUGAGAUGGUUGAUGGAGGCAUGAUCCUUGAAAAUGAUGGCAAUAUAAUUUCCGGAAAAGUGGAGACCCAUAGCAGAGAUGAAGCGGCACCCUUGGCUGACCAGACUCUCAGUCAAGCUUUGGCUACAGCACGUGAACAUUUGACAAGAUCCCUUCUCAGAUGAAGUAGUAUCUCAUAGUACUUACAGGAAACAAGUUCCUUUCAUUCUUUAUUUAAAACUGUUUCGCGAUUUGGUGAGACAGCUGUUUAUUUCACUUCCAAUUUUACUACUAUAUAAUUGGUUUCUUAAUAAUCCCAUUGUCGUUUUUACUACUUUUUUCCCUGCAUUGUCGGUAUAUGAUUUGAUUAAUAAUUAAUGUUAUA
This is a messenger RNA of Rhododendron vialii, 836 nucleotides long. RefSeq names its product coatomer subunit zeta-1-like. Bases 67 to 636 code for a protein of 189 amino acids. Gene Ontology annotation, biological process: intra-Golgi vesicle-mediated transport; retrograde vesicle-mediated transport, Golgi to endoplasmic reticulum; intracellular protein transport. Gene Ontology annotation, cellular component: COPI vesicle coat. The record is from RefSeq and is a predicted model, not a curated record. The transcript has 6 exons. NCBI's taxonomy places the organism in Eukaryota, Viridiplantae, Streptophyta, Magnoliopsida, Ericales, Ericaceae.